Messenger RNA from Podospora pseudopauciseta, 772 nucleotides. RefSeq lists its product as uncharacterized. The transcript has 3 exons. The record is from RefSeq and is a predicted model, not a curated record. The coding region runs from base 447 to 740 and encodes 97 amino acids. NCBI's taxonomy places the organism in Eukaryota, Fungi, Ascomycota, Sordariomycetes, Sordariales, Podosporaceae.
UUCUCUCACAGUCAAACAGGCCCAUAUCCACGCCCCUUCAACCGGGGAAGACAGCACAGACCUGACGGGCCAGGGCAGCCUGCAUUUUUUUUUUUCUUAAUUAAGCAUCAAAUCUUCUCGAAUCUGGUUCGGACACGACAUUCUUUUGCUUCUCGCCUCUGUCACAGUCUCUGGGAGCGUAUCCAGCUUCUCCUCGCCGGACCGUUCCGGACUAUAAAACCGACCGCCUGAGCCUAUUUCUUCCCCCACAUUCAUCCCAACACCUCACCCUUCACCGUUCGAAACAAAACAAUUUUCAUCCAAACAGCACAUUUGACGACACGAUACGAAUACACAUACUCAAUCCACACCUGAUACAACACAGCCCAUCCGAAAAUCACCACUUCCUCCUCUUCGAAAACUAUCACACUACCGACCGUUUCACUUCAAGUCCGGUCCUCUGCAAAAUGGCGCCCAAGGCCAACACUAGCAAGACUCCCUGGCAGGAUUCCCUGGAGAGUACUUGCCACGGCCUUCAAAUUGCCGCGCCGGUUUUCCAAAUUGUGUCUGACCGACGAGGUGGGCGUACAGCAUGGUCCAGCAGGGUUACCGUCUACGGAGUGACUCACGAUGCCCGAUUUUGGUACGAUGGCAAGAACGUCAACAACGCCAAAGAAGAUGCUGCUGAGGUUGCUUACAAAUGGUUGAACGGCGCCUCUUCGAACCCCAGCUCACCCUCCACCACCCGAAGCGCAUGGUAAUGCGUUGGCUUGACAGCAAGAAGUUGAUGACG